Molecule: messenger RNA, 2433 nt
Organism: Hypoxylon fragiforme
Lineage: Eukaryota; Fungi; Ascomycota; Sordariomycetes; Xylariales; Hypoxylaceae
Product: fungal-specific transcription factor domain-containing protein
Exons: 7
Coding region: 110-2191 (693 amino acids)
Biological process (GO): DNA-templated transcription; regulation of transcription by RNA polymerase II
Cellular component (GO): nucleus
Molecular function (GO): RNA polymerase II cis-regulatory region sequence-specific DNA binding; DNA-binding transcription activator activity, RNA polymerase II-specific; zinc ion binding
Source: RefSeq, a predicted model, not a curated record
AUUGCUCGGUUCUAGUCGGACCAUACGAGUCAUAAGCAGACAGGGGCAGCUACAAUGUCCGCGGACUUAACGGUCACGUGCCCAGCACUGGCUACAUAAAAUAUUGAAAAUGAAUGUACAAGAGACCUCGCGGCCUGCUAGCAGGCCUCUACGGCGCUCCCGUAUCCCUUUAUCAUGUGACCCCUGUCGCGCUAGAAAAUUGAAAUGCAAUCGGGAGAAACCGUGUCAAAACUGCACAGUUCGCCACGAGGCGACCAGUUGCGAAUACCGCGGGCCGAAAAAUGGUUCUUCCUUAUCCGCUGCCCAUCGCGAUUCGAAUGGAGACGCGAUGCGCCAACGGAUCGAUAAUUUGGAAGGUUUAGUUAAGAAACUCAUUGCCGAGCGGCAGCAGCCCCCGUCGCUAGUAGCUGAUGCAGCCCCUACUCCUGCCCUCGAAGGGUCCAGACCCGAAGAAGACCUGUCCCUGUCCGAUGUGUCAUCAAAACUUCAGGAUGUCGCUGGGGCAGGCAAAACCGUGAUGGAUGGGAUCCAUUCAGUCUAUGUCGGUGGUGAUGAUUGGUACGCCGUGCUCCAAGAGAUAAAUGAGCUGAAAAGUGCUUGGAACAAAGAGCAGGAUGAUCAGAAUGACUUCAACCUCCAGCCUCCCCUCUCACAUACGGUCGAUGGAUCUAGUCUGCUGUUCAACCAGGUUAAACCAAUCGAACGGAUAGAGAUCAUCUCCGCGCUUCCACCGAAGCCUGAAGUUGAUCUUCUAGUCUCCCACUUCUUCAAUUAUGAUACCUUCCCUAUAUCUGUCCCUCCUAUCCUCCACGAACCAACUUUUAUGCGCGAGUAUGAACUGCACUGGCAAGAUCCCGAUCAGACCAACUUCAUCUGGUUAGGCCUCCUGUUUUCCAUCCUGGGCAUUACUAUGCUCGCCUAUCAUCAAUAUGGGGAGCCACCGGAGUACGAAGGCACAUCGGAGUCACUUUUCCAGCUUUAUCGGAUGCGCACUGCCCAAUGUCUUCUCAGUGGUGACAUCGCCAAGUGCUUGCCGUACACCGUAGAGACCUUGCGCUUCAACGCCACCGCCGAGCUGAAUCGGAAAGACGACAAUAGACGCGGGCUGUGGAUCAUGACGGGGGUUGUCGUCCGCGCCGCGAUCAACAUGGGCUACCAUCGCGAACCCCCUCAACACUCGGGCGUCUCGGUUCUCCGGGCUGAGAUUCGACGCCGCAUCUGGUCUUCGGUGAUGAGCAUGGACAACAUGUCAUCGUUUCUCGGCGGCUUCCCACGCACGCUGCUAUCUGUAUAUUCCAACACGAUGGAACCACGAAACAUCCACGACUGGGAGCUGUCCGAGGACAUUUCCGCGCUACCCCCGCCCCGAACACUCGCCGAGCACACCUCGGUGACGUAUCUCAUCGUCAAGGGCCGCCUAUUCAGCGCACUGAGCCGCAUAUCCGACGUAAACUACGGCCACGACCCAGCCUCCUACGAGACCGUCCUCGACAUCGACAGGGCCCUCCACGAGGCCUACCAGAACAUCCCGCCUCAAAUGCAAAUGCCCCCCACCGACGCCAACGGCAACCCCCCGCCCAUCAAAACCAGAGCCAACAUUUCCAAUCUCAGUCUCAUGGUCACGUACCACAAGGGCAUGUGCGCCCUGCACCGGCGCUACCUCGCCAAAAGCCGCAGCGACGCCCGCUUCACGCUUUCUCGGAGCCGGUGCAUCGCGUCCGCGCUCGCGCUCCUCGGCUACCAGCGAUGCAUCGAAGCGUCGUUCUACGAGAACUCCGAGGCCCGCCAGAUGCUGAUCCUCGCCGCGAUGAUCCUGUCGCUGGAGCUGGAGCUGCGGCACAGGGCUCCCGAAACGGAGCCGGAGCCGGAUAACGCCGCGCUGCUCCAGGCCUUGGAGCGGGCGCGUGACGGCUGGGCGGAGGCGAUGGGCGCGACGGAUGAGGCGGGGAAGGUCCACCGGUUUCUGGCGGGCGUGCUGGCGAGGUUCGGUGGUUCCGGCCCGGCGACGGCUAGUUCUCAUCAGGGGGUGUUGUUGUUGUCUCCGGAGACGCCGUUUGGGUUUCCGGGGCUUGGUGCGCCGGAUGGGGGGUUCGCGUUGGAGAAGGGGGUGGACAAUGUGGAUUUCGAUUGGGCUUCGUGGGACGCUUUUAUUGAGGAGAACAGCUAUUACGACACUGGUGCUAUCUAUUAGCUGUUUGUUGGGGGGGGAGCUUACGUGCCACGGGGACACCCCUAUAUUACAACGGCGUUUUAAUAUGCAUUCGUUCUCCGAAGACAACACGGUCAGAGUAGGUAGUACUUGUUGUUCAUUUAUUCAUACAGCUAGCGUAAAAAGGCGUCCGGUACCAUGUAGACGUACAGAAACAGACUUUUCCAUCCUCAGUAUUGGUACAAAUAUGCCACCCCUCAGUUCUAGAGCCCCCUAAAUAUCAA